UAUAUUUUAUUAUUUUCUUGUAUUAUUUUUAGUUAUUUUCUGUUAUUAUAGUAUUUUACUGUAUCAAUUUUUUAGUGUUUUUUAUUAUUUUUAUUGGGUUGCUAGGAGACCAAGUGGGCGGAGCUUAGCCUUCUAACUGGCAGCAAUUGGAUAAAAACAAUUAUUCCUCUCCCUCUAAUUAGGACGUUAUUAUUCUUUUCUUUUUGUUGUAUCAACCUAGAGGCGUGGAUGAUGGGUUGUGUUGUCAAAUUUCGAGGUUGGGGGGCCUGUAGUUUUGUUGUUUUGUGGGUUGCCGUGAUGCCAUCACUCAUAUUAUAUAUAAUUUGUUUACAUUUGCUCCCAAAAUUAUGUAUACAUAAUUUUGGAAGAAAUACCAAACAAAUCCAGAAAUAUAAGUUGCUAUGGGUCUAUAAAUUUGCAUAAAAAUGUCAAUUUCCCCUAUUAAAGGUGUAUACUGGGACAGCUUUGUAUCAAUAAUAGCAAUGGGUUGCUAAUGCGCAUGCGUUAAAAAGUGUCUGGUUCCCUCUGCAAUGACUGGGAAAAGCCUUCUCUUUCUCCUUCCCUUACAAAGAUGGCUGCCAAAUUUCGCUGCCACUACUAAAAUGGCCUCCUACUUCAGGGGCGGGAUUUGUGAGCGAGAGAUGGGCCCCGCCUAUGUCCUUCAUUCCCAUUGGCUAGGAUGCACAGGAGGCAGCCAAUGGGGUUGCAGGGCGCGCUGGUUGCUUCUGGGUUGUUUUGAAGGAGGAAGAACUGAAGAAAAAGGAGCCAAGGAGGAGUCCGGCAAUGCUGGAGAGAGAAGAAAAAGAAGGGCGAGGAGGGGCCAAAAUGACCCUCUCUGUCCUCCUGGCGGGAAGAUCGAAGAAGCAGCGACAUGGGCGUCGAAAUGGACAGCGACUGCAGGAAAAAGCCCUGCGUGUCUUGAGUUGCCAUCAGAACCUGGACGAACUCCUCCGUGAAGUGGGAAGUUCUGUAUGUAAAGAAGUAUUAUUAAUUCCUGAUAAUUCAGGCCGAGAAUCCUCAGAACUGCUUCUGGUCUCUGCUUUGCAGGAUCAAGCCACUGCCUUGGGUUUGCCGGUGGGGAUCCUCUCGGCCAGAACGGCUGCAAGGAACCUGGAGAAGAUCUCUGCGGAGUCUGGUCAGGCCACGCUGCUGAAAGGAGAGCCAAGAGAAAAGUUGUCUUGCCUGCUGAACACUUUGAAGGAUCUGGCCUCCCAGAAUGCUUUCAGCCCAUCAUUGUUUGCUCAAGAAAUGUGGAAAAUGCAGAGCCCACUCACCCUGGACAUGGCAUGGCACCUCCACAGAGAAGGCCUCUUGAGCCUGGACGAGCUGCUGGAAAAUAAUCCAGACACGUCUGCGUUGGUGGAUUGGCUGUGCCGUGGUCUUUGCCUUUUGUGCAGCGAAACAGAAAGCUCUUCCUUGGACUCAGAGCACCUGGGGAGCCUCCUGACAGGCCUGGCAUCUGUCUUCCUUCGUCACGGAUUUCCGAAGACGUCUGAGCCAGGAAAGAAGUCGCCAAGGCUGUCCAAAAUUUACUGUGCUGUCCUUGGGAGGAUGCUGGCAUGGCUGCUUGAUUCUGUGGCCAAAGAGAAGCAGGAAGGCUCUUCUUCCCUGAAGGCUGCAAAAAGCUGAUAACCAAUGAAGAAAUAGAGGAUGAUCUCACAUCCAAAGAGGAGAAAGAUGAUUCCAGGCUGAAGGAGGAAAGUGACCGAAAGAACGAAGAGAGUCUGGAAAAUGACCAGCAAAAAGGAGGAGCAGAGACCAAACAACUGGACCAAACGACAAGGAUUCUUUCUCCCACCUUGGACAUCAUUCCACAGAAGAUGCCUCCAGUCAAUAGAGGCCAGGCUACCUCUAUGCGGAUUCUCUCACUGAUUGACUUUGCAGCUUCGUUGCUACUCCGUGCUAUUCAAGCUGGCUAAUUGCAACAUUCACUCUUGCUUCACACAGACAAGGAUUCUUUGUCCCACCCUGGACAUCGUUUCACAGGAGAUGCCUCCAGGCAACAGAGGCCAGGCUACCUCACUGAUUGACUUUGCAGCUUCGUUGCUACUCCGUGUUAUUCAAGCUUGCCAAUUGCAACAUCCACCCUUGCUUCACACAGACAAAAGUUAUUUCUCCCACCCUGGACAUCGUUUCACAGAGGAUGCCUCCAGGCAAUAGAGGCCAGGCUACCUCGCUGAUUGACUUUGCAGCUUUAUGGCUACUCAGUGUUAUUCAACCUUGCCAAUUGUAACAUCCACACUUGCUUCACACACACAAGGGUCCUUUCUCCCAUCCUGAACAUUAUUCCACAGGGAAUAUCUACACUCCACUCUGAAGAUGCCAUUAGCCACAGGUGCAGGUGAAACGUCUCUCUCUCUCUGUACGGGAUGCAUGCCGGCCAACUGUCGCCGGCGCAGGAUGGGGUCUUUGAUGCAGAGAUAGACAUUGGGGUUCGGAUUCCCACGGGGAUUUUUUCUUUCUUCUUUUUUCUCCAUCUUGGACAUUGCGGUUCGGAUCACAACGUCUUUGGAGAUGAGAUAGCAACUGUGAGGUCUGGUGUGUUGUGUUCCAGAAGCAUUCUCUCCUGAUGUUUUGCCCACAUCUAUGGCAGGCAUCCGCAGAGGUUGUGAGGCCUGUUGGAAACGAGGCAAGAGGGGUUUGUAUAGAUCUCUAUGGAAUGAUGUCCAGGGCGGGAGAGAGAAAGAACUCUGUCUGUUGGAAGUACGUGUGAAUGUUGCAAUUAAUCACCUUGAUUAGCAUUGAACACAACCUACAAACUGUCUCCAGACCAACUAAGGAAGCCCAACAGUUGCUCCGUUCAGCAAAGGGCCGGAAAAGGGAUCCUCUCUCCUCUGCAGAAGUCUACCAUAAUGCCAUGCAGCUGCGGACAAGUCUACAGACAAGUCUAUAGUAAUAAUAAUAAUAAUAAUAAUAAUAAUAAUAAUAAUAAUAAUAAUAUGCCUCAAGUACCACCUCCCAGCAGUAAAGAACUGGUGGGAUCACAAACCUGCAAAAGUAUUGGAAAAUGAGCAUGCAAAGAUACUGUGGGACUUCCAAAUCCAGACUGACAAAGUUCUGGAACACAACACACCAGACCUCACAGUUGUGUAAGAGAAAAAGGUUUGGAUCAUUGAUGUCGCCAUCCCAGGUGACAGUCGCAUUGACGAAAAACAACAGGAAAAACUCAGCCGCUAUCAGGAUCUCAAGACUGAACUUCAAAUACUCUGGCAGAAACCAGUGCAGGUGGUCCCGGUGGUGAUCGGUACACUGGGUGUCGUGCCAAAAGAUCUCAGCCGGCAUUUGGAAACAAUAGACAUUGACAAAAUUACGAUCUGCCAACUGCAAAAGGCCACCCUGCUGGGAUCUGCACGCAUCAUCCGAAAAUACAUCACACAGUCCUAGACACUUGGGAAGUGUUCGACUUGUGAUUUUGUGAUACGAAAUCCAGCAUGUCUAUCUUGUUUGCUAUGUCAUAAUAAUAAUAAUAAUAAUAAUAAUAAUAAUAAUAAUAAUAAUAAUACAUCACACAGUCCUAGAUACUUGGGAAGUGUUCGACUUGUGAUUCUGUGAUAUGAAAUCCACCAUAUCUGUUUGCUGUGUCAUAAUAAAAUAAUAAUAAUAAUAAUAAUAAUCCUGUAAUAAUACUGUAUUCACAUAAUGAUUUUGUGAAAUGAAAUCCAGCAUAUCUAUCUUGUUUGCUGUGUCAUAUAAUAAUAAUAAUAAUAAUAAUAAUAAUAAUAAUGUUCAGGGUGUCGACGCACCCUUUGAGCAGCUUGGCUUUGGGGGAUGGAGGCCAAUGCCUGCAAAAUACCUUCAAGUAAGUUUUUCACAUCCAAUUAAUUCUAUCGUAAGCUAUUUCUUAGGGCUGCCGGCCUGGAUAGCAAGCAAGCAAGCUGUUCCUGCCCAAGCUCAACUGGUUUUGCAUUGGGUUCCUUUACGGUUUCAAUAGUGCGGACGUAUCAAAAAACCCAUCUGAGCCAAAAUGGCCUCCCGAAUUCACGGCAAGUGAUCAACCCUAUAUACUCCAGCCAUUUCACAUCUGUGCAAUAAAAGUAUAAAUAUUUCGACCUAUGCAUGUUUCUAUCGUUCUGGAAAAGGUCCCACUUUGGUCCCUUUCCCCCAAAGACUAGACAGACCUUCCAAUAGGUUAGGAAAGUGCCCUUUGGGGACUAUAACUCCCCAAAUCUUUCACCAAUGCUCUGUAUUCAGGCCCCAAAGGAAAUCCUACAGAAAAUCCUAAAUCACUGGGUCCAGUGCAAGGCAACGAGGACUCCGUUCCCCUUUCUCCAACUUAGUCAUAGAAUUAGAAGGGCCCCCAAAGGUCAUCUAGCCCAGCUCAGGAUCUCCAAGCAUCCCCAAAUGUGUCGGACUACAGUUCCCAUCUCCUGAUAUUGACACUCUCAUCUCCGAGGGAUUAUUAUUAUUAUAUUCAUUUAUAUCCUGUCAUAGAAUCAUAGAAUAGUAGAGUUGAAAGAGACCUCAUGGGCCAUCUAGUCCAACCCCCCGCUUCUUAAGAUUGGCUCUGGAUCUCAUGGUGCCAGGGUGCAGUCUGUCCAGUGCCUUCCAAGUCACCCAGCCUUCUGUGUGCCCAGGAGUCACUCAUUUGGUAUGAGCCAUGGAUUGAGGUUCUGGGUAUUAACUUGCCACUUUUGGACUGUCACUAGCUGAGAUGUUCCUGUGAGUAUCUCUGUAGAUCUCAGAAAGCUGUUUCUUGAUUUAAGGUGUUGCCUUGCUGGCUGAUAUCAGAACAGAGGACUAGCCAGAGAUGUCAAUGCCUUGGUCCUUUCAUUAUUGGCUGCUACUUCCCGGCAGAUGUCAGGUGGUGCAAUACAGGCUAAACAGUAUAAUUUCUCCAGUGGUGUAGGGCGUAGACAUCCUGUUAUAAUGUGGCAUGACUCAUGAAAAGACACAUCCACUGAUUUAACAUGGUGAGAUGUAUUCCACACUGGGCAUGCGUAUUCAGCAGCAGAAUAGCAAAGCACAAGGCAGAUGUCUUCACUAGGAUAAUUCAAUCUGAAUUAUGGAGUCAAUCUGAGUGCACAUAACAAUUCAGGGAGGAGGGAGUGACUAGUUCUUAGAAUGCUACCCUCCCCCCAAACAGUCCUUGAGGCCUUAAAAAGAGACAUAUCCUUAAUUUUUAGAAUGCUGUGGUAACAGAAGAAGAAUGGAACCAUUCUAAGGCAGAACGAUACUUUGAAUUUGUUUUGAAAUAUCUUAUGGACAUAAUGGAAUGAUCGCAGAGUUAUCACUGAAACAGCUUCUUUGCUUAAUUUUCCUAACUUGCCAUAUCCUGUGUAAACUAACGGAGGAUGACGUCUGGAUCAAAAGGAGGCUAUUUUCAGGGAAUCUUUCAAAAUUAAAAAUGGUUCUUGACUAUUAGGACAUUUUUCCAUCUCGAGUCAAAUGAGAUCUAGGUAUCUCAAGGUUCAAGUUUAUUCAUCACUAGCCAACCAGGCUCUUGCAUGCAACCACAGAAACAAACCAAUAUCAUACCCAGACAUAAAUGAAUCAAAAUAGUUGAACUGGCAACAAAAACAUACAAAAUAGAUCUGACAUAGUAUCUUGUCACGUUAAAAGGUUCUCUCUUUGUCAGGCCUAAAUUGACACACUUGGCCAUUCAAUAUCUAGCAGCUAAGACAGUAAGUUCAUUUCGUUAAUUUAUUCAAGGAGCAUGACUUCUAAAAAAGUCUAUUACUACAACAGUGAUUUAAUUUUACUCUGGCGCCCUCUGCUGAAGCAAAUAUUUAACAGUCUUUUUUAACUGGCCAUAAAUAGAAGAAAAAACUAUGGCAAACACAGACUAAAUUAGAUUAGAUUAUAUUAUCUUGAGAAUGUGGUUGCAUCUCAAGAUAAUAUAAUUUAUAUAUCAUAUCAUAAUUUUAGUUUAUAAAUUAAAUACGGGUUUUUAAAAUAAGGUAUCUCAAUAUCUCAACACAAAAUAUUAAUUACUUACGAAAUGCUUCUCAUUCAAACAUUUGAGGCAAAAAUAAACAUAAUACAAGAAAAAUCUAACAAAUAUACCUAUAACCAAAAAACAACUGCUAAUCCCAGAAUGCACCAAUUAAAACAAUGGGAUCUUUAUAAGACAAGUCUACUUUAGCAAACUAGUCAUAGGUUUUAGGCCAGAGCUUUCUAACCUUCAGGUCAGCAGUUUAGCUGGCACAAGGGUUUAACCCAUUGCACCACGUGGCUCCUAACCAAAGGUUAAAACAACCCCUUAUAAAAGAUACAGAUGCGUACGUAAAUUGUAAUAACAAAAUGGAUGGGGACACAACAAUAGCAUGAAAACCUUUUAUAUAUUUAUAUAUAUGAUUUGUAAUAAAAUAACAUACAUUUUCAAGAUUUUAGUUGUUUUGCACAUCACACCCACCAACACACAGCCGCUGACACACUGUUGUGUUGCAACAUACCAUUUGGAAAACUGUUUUAGGACUGUAAACCCAGUUAUGGAAUGCCCAUCUGCUCUGAAAAAUUGCCAUUAUUAAGUUUUGUGAUUAAUUCUAAUUCCUUGGGGAUCAUUUUUCUAUUCAAAUCCAGUUUAUUAUUGUUAAGCUGAAAUACUUCCAUUCAUCUAGUGGCACUAUGCCAGUCCCCUUGUCAAAACGCUUUUACAAGCUGUUAUUACUCACAAUAAGCCAAUAAAUCAUUCACAUAUUGCUGUAAACAAAAAUGAAAGCAAACACACAAAUUAUAUCAUUACUUUUCAAGUCCUGCGUUUAUGUAACAGAUAAAGGAUUUAAAUACAUUUCAAGUUGCACAGAGUUUUUUGGAUACUGUAGAAUAUCAACAGAGUAAAAGACAGUAACAGAUUACGUUGUAGAGCUGGGAAAUAUCCUUUUUAGACUACAAUUCCUGCAGUCCCUCUGGAGGUUCCUGGAACUUGUUGUUGCUGUUUUGUGCCUGUAAGUCAUUUCUAACUUAUGGCAACCCUAAGACAGGGUUGUUUUAGCUAGAUUUGUUCAGAAAGGGUUUACCUUUGUUUUCCUCUGAGGCUGUGAUUUGCUUUAGAUCACUCUGUGGGUUUCCAUGGCUGAAAGGGGAUUUGAAGCACUGGUCUCCAGAGUCACAGUUCAAUACAAAAACCACCACUCCACAGUGGAGAGAGGAAAUAAAUAAAACCAGCCAUGUGUAACAGGAGUUCUACUUCCACAAUUCUUCUCUCCUUCUCCCAGUCUGCUACCGAGCACAAUUCAAAGUGCUGGCUUUAGCCUAUAAAGACCUAAACGGUUUCGGUACCUAUCUGAAUGCAUCUCCCUCUAUGAACCAUCACGGAGGUUAAGAUCUUUUGGGGAGGCCUGCUCUCAGUCCCACUGCCUUCACAAGUACAACUGGUGGGGACGAGAGACAGGGCCUGCUCAGUGGUGGCCCCUCGGCUUUGGAACUCCCUCCCCAGUGACAUUAAAUCAGUGCCCUCCCUCUUGGCCUUCAAAAAGAAAGCAAAGACAUAGCUGUGGGACCAAGCCUUUGGUCAGUAAAGUGAUGCAGUGCAAGAAAUGAAGAGGGAAUAUUCGCAACUGACAAGUGGAAUAGCUUUGGUUUACGAUUUUGGAUUAUGUGAUUCUAAUGUUUAUACUAAGUUUUAAUUCUAUGUCUUAAUGUCUACAUAUUUGCUUAUGUCUCAUGCUUUAAUAUGGUUAAUAGUUUUUAAUUUCAUAGAGAUAUGUUAUAGUUUAGAUAUUGUGCUUUGGUUUUCACGUGUAUGUUUGGCAUUAUUAUGUUGGAAACCGCUUUGAGUCCCCACUGGGGUGAGAAAAGUGGUAUAGAAAUGCAAUGAAUCAAUAAAUAAAAUACACACUUA
Anolis carolinensis (green anole) is the source of this 7780-nucleotide messenger RNA. Its product is annotated as Fanconi anemia group A protein-like. The record is from RefSeq and is a predicted model, not a curated record. The coding region runs from base 784 to 1629 and encodes 281 amino acids. Gene Ontology annotation, cellular component: Fanconi anaemia nuclear complex. Gene Ontology annotation, biological process: regulation of regulatory T cell differentiation; interstrand cross-link repair. NCBI's taxonomy places the organism in Eukaryota, Metazoa, Chordata, Lepidosauria, Squamata, Anolidae. The transcript is spliced from 12 exons.